Molecule: messenger RNA, 696 nt
Organism: Phyllotreta striolata
Lineage: Eukaryota; Metazoa; Arthropoda; Insecta; Coleoptera; Chrysomelidae
Source: the annotation of a GenBank genome assembly
AUGGCUGGAUUAUUCAGAACGUUCAUUAAUCGGGUACCCAAUUUACUAAAAACUGCACCGACAAAUACGACCGCAUUUAGAAACUUCGUACUAUCAACCACUUUACUAAAACCUAGAGUACAAGAACCGGCUCCGGACUUCGGUGGAAUUGCGGUCGUAAAUAAAGACUUCAAGCAAAUCAAAUUGGCCGAUUACAAAGGGAAAUUCGUCGUGUUGUUUUUCUACCCCUUGGAUUUCACUUUCGUGUGUCCCACAGAACUUAUUAGUUUAGAUGAAAGGAUUGAUGAUUUUCACAGUUUAAAUGCCGAAGUUAUCGGCUGCUCGAUCGACUCGCACUUUUCCCAUUUAGGCUGGAUCAACUCGAGUAGAAAAGAUGGAGGUCUAGGGAACAUCCGAUACCCUCUACUAUCCGAUAUAAAUAAAAACAUUGCUAGAAAAUACGAUGUAUUGUUGGAAAACGAAGGUAUAGCUUUAAGAGGAAUGUUCAUCAUCGAUCCUAAUGGAAUCCUCAGGCAUAUAACUGUAAACGAUUUGCCCAUCGGAAGGUCCGUAGAUGAAGCCAUAAGAAUCAUAGAAGCCAUUGCAUUCGUCGAUGAACACGGAGAAGUAUGUCCUGCUAAUUGGAAGAAAGGCAGCAAAACCAUAAAACCAGACCCGAAGGGUUCUUUGGAAUAUUUCAACAACGUUAACAAAUAA